This is a messenger RNA of Amaranthus tricolor (Joseph's coat), 2457 nucleotides long. RefSeq names its product phosphatidylinositol 4-kinase gamma 4-like. The coding region runs from base 390 to 2090 and encodes 566 amino acids. Gene Ontology annotation, molecular function: protein binding. The transcript has 2 exons. Lineage: Eukaryota; Viridiplantae; Streptophyta; Magnoliopsida; Caryophyllales; Amaranthaceae. The record is from RefSeq and is a predicted model, not a curated record.
UUCAUUUCCAAUUCUUACCCAAUUAUACCUACUUUUCUUCUAUCCUUCCUCCCACUUUCCUCCAUUAAAAUUAAUAUUCUACCUUUUGAUCUUUGAUUUUCAUUUCAAUCUCUAUUUUUCUUCCUUCCAUUUCUGAAUUUUCGUACUCUCUGCCGUGUAUUCACCAAUUUAGGGUUUGAAUUUGACCCCAAUUUGUUGAAUUAAGGGUUUCCUGAUGGUAUUACAAUUUAUUUGAUUCAUUCGAUUUGUUAGGGUUUCUGUAAGUGUGAAUUCUUCUUGUUGUUUUCGUUUUGUUGAUAUGAUGGAUUUGUAGUGUAGGUUUUUGAUUUCGUAAAUUAGGGUUUUGAAAUUCGAUUGAAUUUCAUUUUGUAAAUUAGAUAGAAGCGAAAAUGUCGUCAGCUGGUCUUGCUGUUAGUAGAAUUAGGACUGAGGACCCUCCGAUUUCGCCUAAGUUUUUUCAUAAUGCACUGAAUUUGAACUCUGAUGAAUCGAUAAUGGUGUUUUUGAGCGUGUCUGGGAAUGUUAUUCCGUUACGUGUGUUUGGAUCGGAUUCAAUUGAGUCUGUAAAAUUGAAGAUUCAAAGUUACAAAGGUUUUUACGUGAAACAACAGAAAUUAGUUUGUGGAGGUAGAGAAUUAUCUCGCAGUAAUUCAAUGGUGCGUGAUUAUGGAGUUGCCAAUGGUAAUGUUCUUCAUUUAGUUCUUAGGUUAUCUGAUCUUCAAACUAUCAAUGUUAAGACUACUUGUGGAAAGGAGUUAACUUUUGAUGUUGGUCGCUAUCGUAAUGUUAGUUAUGUUAAGAAGCAGAUAGCCAAGAAGGUUAAAGGUUUAGUGGAUAAGGAGGAUCAGGAGCUUGUUUAUGAAGGUGCAUUGCUGGAAGAUAAGCAGUUAGUUGACGACAUUUGUAAGCGAGAAGAUGGUGUGAUUCAUUUGCUUGUUAGGAAAUCGGCUAAGGUUAGAACUAAGCGUGUCGAGAAGACUUUAGAUGAGUUAUGUGUGGAUGCACCAGUUGAAUCGAAGGAAUUGGGAUUGGUGUCGAGCAAGGUAGCUGAGAAAGAGUUUGAACUAUUACCAGUUGUGGUGAAUAAAGAGGCUUCAGUACCUUUAGCAGUAUUAGAUGUGAUGGAUUUGACUAAUGAGGGGUUGGAGUGUGGUAAUAGUCCGAUUAGAUCGUCUGAGGGUUCAGGAGGUGUGUACCUUAUGCAGGAUUCGAGUGGUCUAGAGUAUGUGUCAGUGUUUAAGCCUAUCGACGAGGAGCCUAAUGCAAGGAAUAAUCCUCAUGGAUUACCUUUGAGCUCUGAUGGCGAAGGGUUGAAAAGGGGUACAAGAGUUGGGCAUGGGGCGUUUCGAGAAGUAGCAGCUUAUCUCUUGGAUCAUCCAUUGAAAGGGAGACGAGAUGUCACUGGAGAGGCGUUGGGGUUUGCCGGGGUUCCUCCUACAUAUUUGGUGAGUUGUUUGCACGGCGGUUUUAAUCACCCUAACGACAUCACUCAUAAGAUAGGAUCCUUGCAGAAGUUUAUGAAGAAUGAUGGAAGCUGUGAGGAUAUCGGUCCUGGUUCUUUCCCUGUGGAAGAAGUGCACAAAAUUUCUGUACUUGAUAUAAGGUUGGCUAAUGCUGACAGACAUGCUGGAAAUGUAUUGUACCAGAAGAACAAUGAAACGGGUCAAACUGUCCUGAUUCCCAUCGAUCAUGGAUACUGCUUGCCUGAGUGUUUUGAAGACUGUACUUUCGAAUGGCUCUACUGGCCUCAAGCUCGUCAGCCAUAUUCAGCUGAAACUGUGGAGUACAUAAAGUCCUUGGAUGCUAAGGAAGACAUUGCUCUUCUGAAGUUCUAUGGAUGGGACCUUCCUGUUGAGAGUUCUCGCACCCUGCACAUUUCUACUAUGCUGCUAAAGAAAGGAGUAGAACGGGGGUUAACUCCAUAUGACAUUGGAAGUAUCAUGUGUCGGGUGAACAUCAGGCAAGAGUCUGUGAUCGAGAAGAUUGUUCAAGAAGCUCUUGAUUCUGCACUUCCAUGCUCAAGUGAAGAGACCUUCCUCGAAACUGUGUCAGACAUCAUGGAUCGUCACCUUGAUGAGAUGUUUGGGUAGUUGUCCUGCUUCUUGCUGAUUGCACAAGUGGCCUUCCUUGAGACUGUCCAACAUCAUGUAUGCUCGAUCAGUUACGGAAAUGCUCCUGUGUAGGUACAUAGAUGUGCAUUACGUUCGGUACAAAAAGUACAAUAAUAGGGGAUGGUAGAUAUUUUUCUUUUUAAGGUUUCCCUCAAUUGAAGUACAUUCUUUAAUUCACUUCAAGUUUAAUAUGAUUUGGCCAAAGUUUAGAGAUCUCUCAGCAUGAUUUGAGCACGGUUUUCUUGCUAUGGCAAUCUCUUAUCUCAUUGUGCUUGUUUCUCAAUUGUAUUGCAUCCGACUCUCAGUUGUGUUUAGACGGAAUCUCACUAAGAUUUGUUUGAGACUA